Molecule: messenger RNA, 570 nt
Organism: Telopea speciosissima
Lineage: Eukaryota; Viridiplantae; Streptophyta; Magnoliopsida; Proteales; Proteaceae
Product: secreted RxLR effector protein 161-like
Exons: 1
Coding region: 1-570 (189 amino acids)
Source: RefSeq, a predicted model, not a curated record
AUGAUAGGCAGCUUAUUGUAUCUUACAACGUCUAGACCAUAUAUACUACAGUCAGUGUGCUUAGUUGCAAGGUUUCAAGCUAAUCCUAAGGAGAGUCAUCUAUUGGCAGUGAAGAGGAUAUUCAGAUACUUGCAGGAUACAACAGAUUUUGGUUUGUGGUACACAAUGUCCAAAGAUUUUGCAUAUUCAGAUGCUGACUGGGCUAGAUGUGUUGAUGAUAGAAAGAGCACCAGUGGUGGAGCAUUUUAUCUUGGUCAGAGUCUUGUAGCUUGGCAUAGUAAGAAGCAAGAAUCAGUUUCUUUGUCUACAGCAGAGGCUGAGUACAUUGCAGCAACCACUACCUGUACUCAAAUUUUGUGGAUGAAGAGGCAAGUUCAAGAUUUUGGUAUGAAGUGUGAUGGACCAAUCAGCAUCAAGUGUGAUAAUUCAAGUGCCAUCAGUAUCUCCAAGAAUCCUGUACAACAUUCAAGAACGAAGCACAUUGACAUUAGAUAUCACUUCUUGAAGGAGCAGGUUGCUUUGAAUGAAGUGAGGCUGGAUUUUUUUUCCAACAACAGACCAAGUGGCUGA